CCAAUUUCAGAAGGAACUCCGGAAACUUUCACAUCAUGCGGGCUUCAUCUUAUACCCAGAAGAGUUUGCAGGUCAGCAGCUCUGCUGGCAGAGUAAGAGUUCAGAGCCCGUCUCCAUCCCGGUGCCGCGGAUCAUCGUACGACAGCCGUGGGCGCUCUGGUUACCAUGGCACUGCGGUAGAGGUCGGGACAGAGAUACACCAGCACCAUGCCAACGAGAAGGAGGAGAUGCAGGAGCUCAAUGUCAAGUUUGCAGGAUACAUCUCAAAGGUUCAGGCCCUGGAGCAGAGAAACGGCGCUCUGCAGGCGGAGCUGGCCACUCUGCAGGACCGCUACAAGGGAAGUCCGAGUGGCAUCAGCGAAGAAUACGAGCUCAAGUUCAAAGAGGUGCGAGAUCUGAUUGAAGCCCUUACCAAUGAGAAGGGAGCAGCUGACAUUGAGCGAGGCUACAUUGAGGAGGAGGUGGAAGUAUGGCGACUAAAGCUGGAGGAGGAGCUGGCGCUCAAAGAAGAAGCAGAGAUGAUUCUGAGAGAGUUUCGUCAGGACGUUGACAGCGCCACGCUGCAAAAGGCCGACCUGGAGAAGCGCAUAGAAGAACUAGUGGCAGAGAUCGAGUUUCUCAAGAAGCUCCACGACGAAGAGGUGGCCGACCUCAUGAAGCAGAUCGAGGACUCAAAGAUUACAGCCGAGAUGGACGGAGACCGUCCUGACCUCGCUGCUUACCUGCGCAACAUGCGCGCAGAAAUAGAAUCUGUUGCAGCCCGAAAUGUCCAAGAAGCCGAGAAGUGGUACAAGAGCAAAUUCGACACCCUGAAGGAGCACGCAGGCAAACACGAAGAGCAAAUGAAAGACAUGAAAGAAGAGAUCACAACCUACCACAACCAGGUAUCAGACCUGCAGAACCAGAUCGACAGCCUGCGAGCUCGCAAUGCCGCCUUGGAGCAGCAGCUGGAGGAGAUGGAGGUCUCCCACAUGGACAAGGUGGAAGGCCUGGAGAGCAUCAUCGCCCAGCUGGAAGCGCAGCUCUGUGAGACCAAGCUGGAGAUGACCAAGUACCUUCAAGACUACCAGGAACUGCUGCACAUCAAGCUCAAGCUGGAUGCAGAGAUCGCCACCUACAGGAAGCUACUGGAAGGAGAAGAGCAAAGGCUGGGAAUUGCUAAGGAUGCCUAAUCCAUAUGGGGAGCUGUGAAGAGUUGGUGCACAACAUGAGCAGAGAUCUCCUUGUUUUAGAGACUUCAAAGGUCUUACGCAAAGGACCUGAUAUUGUUUAACAUUUUAAUAGCAGUGGUAGAUGGCUUUCAUUAUCUAACUUAACACAUAAAAGUCUGAUUUACGGUUCCUGGUGGAAAUUCAGUAACUGAAAAAUAAUACAAAUACAAAUGUAGCAGUGAUGUGCAUCUAUGCAUAGUUUUGGAUGUAUUCUGUGUUAAGACACAGCCCUUCUUCUCCUGUAUAAUUCACGUUUGACUCCAUCAUGCAUUAGUUCGCAGCCAUCGUUGCUGUCCUCCGUCUUUCCUGAACGUUUUCACAUUAUUUUCAAAACUCAUUUUUACUGUCUCUCCUUGUCUCAUUUCAUAUCUGGGUUUGGCAGACUUCAUCUCUCCCUGCUCGUUCCCCCUCUCCUUUACUCCAGCUCCUGCUAAAUUUACCUCCCCCUUUUUUCCUGCCAACUCAGCCCCGCUUGUCGUACCUCUGUCACUUCCCUAUGCUACUGUCUCUCGCUCCGUGUCAUCAGUCUGCUGCCUCCUGUCCAACUUUCCUUCACAGUAAAACUCUCGACUCGAAGCGAAUGAAGAAGGCCACCCUUAUUAAUUCUGAAUGUUUUGACAAGAAACAACUGUUAACCAU
Messenger RNA from Gambusia affinis (western mosquitofish), 1850 nucleotides. RefSeq names its product desmin-like. Lineage: Eukaryota; Metazoa; Chordata; Actinopteri; Cyprinodontiformes; Poeciliidae. Gene Ontology annotation, cellular component: cytoplasm; plasma membrane; axon. Gene Ontology annotation, molecular function: structural constituent of cytoskeleton. Gene Ontology annotation, biological process: intermediate filament organization. The record is from RefSeq and is a predicted model, not a curated record. Bases 36 to 1172 code for a protein of 378 amino acids. The transcript has a single exon.